This is a messenger RNA of Hyphopichia burtonii NRRL Y-1933, 3079 nucleotides long. It is a transcript of the gene MSH2, whose product is annotated as mismatch repair ATPase. The transcript has a single exon. Bases 26 to 3079 code for a protein of 1017 amino acids. Gene Ontology annotation, cellular component: MutSalpha complex; nucleus. Gene Ontology annotation, molecular function: ATP-dependent DNA damage sensor activity; mismatched DNA binding; ATP binding. Lineage: Eukaryota; Fungi; Ascomycota; Pichiomycetes; Serinales; Debaryomycetaceae. The record is from RefSeq and is a predicted model, not a curated record. Gene Ontology annotation, biological process: mismatch repair; mitotic recombination.
CAAAUAUCUUAGGGUCAACGUCAUCAUGUCCAGUACCAGACCCGAUCUUAAGUUCUCUGACAACGUCGAUGAGAGGCUGUACUACCGAAAGUAUGCCAAUCUUGCUCCAAAAGAUUCAUCAACUAUCCGUAUAAUUGACCAUAAUAAUAAAGACUACUUCACUGUGUUAGAUGAAGAUGCUGAUUUGAUUGCUGAUAACAUCUAUAGAAGUCAGUCGGUUAUUAAAUACAACCAAUCCCAAAAAAACAAAUACGUUACUAUUUCUCCUCAAGUAUUCCUUAAUAAUGUGUUAAAGUUUUGUCUUAUAGAUAAGAAUCUAAAAGUUGAAAUUUAUAAUAACAAAACAUUUGAUUUGAUAACUGUUGCUACUCCAGGGAACUUGGAAAGCUUAUCCAAUGAAUAUGGUACCAACCUCGAAACGAUGUUCAAAGAUGGCUCAUCUCCAGUUAUUGCCAGUAUCAAGUUUAUUACUUCAGCCAAUGUUAAAAAAAUUGGUGUCUGUCUCAUUGACUUACUGAAUCAAACAAUAAAAUUGAGUGAAUUUGAAGAUAAUGAUCUUUUCUCCAAUUUAGAAAGUUUAUGUUUGCAAUUAGGGGUGAAAGAAGCAAUUUUACCUUCUAAUUAUGAUCCUUCAGGUGAAUCGGAUGGGGAUGUAAUCAAAUUAUACCAAGUUUUGAAUAAAAUCGGUAAUAUCGUUAUUGGUUCAGUGAAAAGUUCUUUAUUCACUCAUAAAGAAAUUGAACAAGAUUUAGAAAAAAUUGUCGUUUCUGAUAGUCCAGAUAAACAAGACGAUCUUAAUAAUAGCAUUGAAUUAAUCUUAGCCUCCAAAGGUAUAAGCUCCACAGACUUUACCCUUUCAUUAUCCUGCUGCAAUGCUUUGAUCAGCUAUUUAGAUAUAUUAAACAAUGAAAACUCCUUUACAAUAGAAAAAUACAACUUAUCAGCUUUUAUGAAAUUAGAUUCGUCUACUAUGAGAGCUUUGAAUAUUUUCCCCAAUGCUUCGAAUCCUGGCUCCACCGUUUCUUCUGCAUCUUCUGCAGCCCCCCAAUUAGCAGCCUCAACUUCCAUAUCGUCCAUCUACGAAUUACUUAAUAAGUGUAAAACAGCAAAUGGCUCAAGAUUAUUGUCUCAAUGGUUGAAGCAACCCCUUACAAACAUGUCUUUGAUAGAAGAAAGACAUGCUUUAGUUGGCCAAUUAGUCGAAGAUACAAAUUUGAGAAUAUACAUAUCCCAAGAUUGGCUCAGUAAAGUACCUGAUGUGAAAAGACUUCUUAAAAAAAUGGCCAAUGGAGUUAAAAGAGUCAGUGGAAAUGAAAAUAAAAAAUUGGAGGAUGUUGUAAGAUUAUACCAAUUGGUCUUAAUCUUACCAGAUUUAAUCAAUAUGCUUACAAUGGCUAACGAAGACUUGAGAGAAACUCACGUUGCUGAAUUGAUUGAUAAAUAUUGGUUAAGUCCAAUUAAAAAAUCAUAUGAUUCAUUGGUAAAAUAUCAAGAAUUAGUUGAAACUACUAUUGAUUUGACUCCUUUAGAAUCGGCUUCUGCCCACGACUUAUUGAAUAAAGAUUUUAAUAUAAAACCAGAGUUUGACGAGUCUUUGAUCGAUAUCAAUAAUCAGUUGCAAUCCACUCUUGAAGAAAUCAAAGAUACUCAUGUUAAUGUUGGGGAAGAUUUAGGCAUGGAUACAGAAAAGAAACUCAAGUUAGAGAAACAUCAACAGCAUGGAUGGUGCUUCAGAGUUACCAGAAACGAUUCUUCAGUUUUGAGAAACACAGGUAAUCGUUAUAUUGAAUUACAAACAGUCAAAGCUGGGGUAUUUUUCACGACUAAAGAUUUAAGAGGUUUAUCUAAUGAUUACCAAAACUUAUCUAAUGACUAUAACUCAAAACAAAAGGAUUUAAUAAAAGAAAUUUUGUCUAUUACUUUGACAUACCAAUCAGUUUUCCUUCAAUUAUCUCAAACCCUUUCACAUAUGGAUGUUUUAUCAAGCUUUGCUAAUGUUGCAAUUUUUGCCCCAAUUCCAUUUGUAAAAGCUAAGCUUCACCCAUUAAGUCAGUCACCAGAUGAUGAAUCCUUUAUAAACCGUAAAGUUCAAUUAGCCUCUUCCAGACAUCCAGUAUUGGAGGUUCAAGACGAUGUUAAUUUCAUUCCAAAUGAUGUCUAUUUGUCUAACAAGGAUGAAUAUAAAGGUAAAUCAUUUGCUAUUAUUACAGGUCCAAAUAUGGGAGGGAAGUCAACUUACAUCAGACAAACAGGGGUAAUAGCUUUAAUGAACCAAAUUGGUUCUUUUAUUCCAGUUUCUGAUGAAGAAGAACAAGCAGAGUUACCUAUUUUCGAUGCUAUUUUAUCGAGGGUUGGUGCAGGUGACUCUCAGUUGAAAGGUUUAUCUACUUUUAUGAUUGAAAUGUUGGAGACUUCUUCAAUUUUGGCUACAGCAACUCAUAAUUCACUCAUCAUUAUUGAUGAAUUAGGUAGAGGGACCAGCACUUAUGAUGGAUUCGGACUUGCAUGGUCAAUACUGGAACAUUUAAUAGAUAAAAAACAAUGUUUUGCACUUUUUGCAACCCAUUUCCAUGAACUAACAAAGUUAUCGGAAAAAUAUGGGAAUAAGGUUGACAACUUACAUGUUGUUGCUCAUAUUGAAAAAAAUGAAGAGGAGAUUAAAGAGGAAGAAAUAAAUAAACUGGAUGACAUAACCUUGAUGUAUAAAGUAGAACCGGGAAUUUCUGAUAAGUCUUUUGGUAUCCAUGUUGCAGAGCUAGUUAAGUUCCCUAGUAAAAUCGUUAAUAUGGCUAAGAGAAAAGCCUCUGAAUUACAAAAUUAUACUGAGGGUCAAAGUGAAGAAGAUCCUUAUGUCCAAAGUAAAAGAACCAAAUGUUCUAACGAAGAAAUUGAUAAAGGGAUUGAUCAAUUAAAAGAUAUUUUGAAAAAAUGGAAAUCGAAGUGCUACGACGAAAAUACCAAGAAUUGUAAAGUUGAUUCAAACGAGGCUGCAAAAAUUUUGAAUGAAUUAGUGAAAAAUGAGUAUUCGGAUACAAUUAAAAACGAUAAAUUUAUCAGUGAAAUACUUCAAAUGCUUUGA